Diaporthe batatas is the source of this 282-nucleotide messenger RNA. RefSeq lists its product as uncharacterized. Lineage: Eukaryota; Fungi; Ascomycota; Sordariomycetes; Diaporthales; Diaporthaceae. The record is from RefSeq and is a predicted model, not a curated record. Bases 1 to 282 code for a protein of 93 amino acids. The transcript has 2 exons.
AUGACGGGUGCCAAGGUCCAGUUUUUGGGCGCGUUGACCACCCUCAGCCACGACCACCAAGAUUCUUCUCACCAAACCCACAAAAUGCCUGCCAUCAACAACGCCCUGGUUGCCCGUGAGGCCAUCUCCCACAUCACCAAGCGUGAGAACUGGGCCCAGAAGGAAGCUGGUGUUGUCGUCGUCUUCUGCAUCGUCUUCGUCGUCGCCGUCGGUGUCAUUGGCCUCUUCAUCAGCAAGAAGAUCUCUGCCGCCCGUGCAAGGAAGCAAGCGAUGUCCGGCUAG